AUGCGUUUGGAGUUUCUUUUCGUUCGCUGUCAAAUACGCACUUUGACCACCGUACCACCACUACUCAUCGCUAGAGGUACACUUUCGGCAGCAACUUGGAACGCCUGGAUGGAAAAGGAACAACUAAACAGUGAUGAGGAUCCCCUUGUCAUGGACCAUAACAUCAUCGAAGCAGCAGUUGCCGACCAACUUCAACUACUUGAUGGGCACCGAAUUACUCUCAUAGAUCUUCGUGCCGCUCUUCAAGAAGAAAACAGAAUGAACUCGGCAAGCUUUCAAGAGACUGUGUUCGAAAAACUUCGUCUCAUUCAGUCGACCCUGGACGUAGCCAUUCAACAGAGAAACAACAACGCCGAAGUGAUUGAUCAACCGCAGAUUGCCAGACAAGAGGCUCUUGUCGAGGGGGAGGGCGCUCCCAGGGAAGCGCAAGAAAGAGAAGGUAUACUGGAAAAUGUCGAAUUUAUGGAAGAAGGUCAAGAGCUAGAAGCUGAACGGGAACAAGAUUCAGAAGCAGAACAAGAACAAUUGAGAAAUCCUCCAGAAGCCGUCAAUCAGGAACAGGAAGACGCGCAGCCGAGAGACCAACCGGACGCUGAAGAUCCACCACUGCCCACAGGACAGCGCGAAAUCGAGCAGGAACUUCACCGAUUGCGACAAGCCGAGAUGAACUUUCGACGCAACAUCCAACUAGAAGCUGAACGGGAACAAGAUCCAGAAGCAGAACAAGAACAAUUGAGAAAUCCUCCAGAAGCCGACAAUCAGGAAGACGCGCAGCCGAGAGACCAACCGGACGAUGAAGAUCCACCACUGCCCGUAGGACAGCGCGAAAUCGAGCAGGAACUUCACCGAUUGCGACAAGCCGAGUUGAACUUCAGACGCGUCAUCCAAGUACUUAUGGAAACGCCAACCUGCCCACCGAGGAGAUUCGAACAAGGCCAAAUUCGUCUUAGCGGAGAACGAUUCAUGCGUUGUGUUUUUUGUGAGGCAAUGGGAGAACACUAUUCUGACUCAUGCCACAUAGUCAGCCGGGUCGAACAGAGAAGACAACUCGUAGGCGAAAGAAGACUAUGUAUUCUUUGCUUGGAGUAUUGCACUGGCGGUCAAUUCUGUAAGAAACGCUUCACUAAAUGCUAUCAUUGUCGAAGGACAGGACAUCACUCCGCCCUAUGCGAAUUACCGGAGACCACACCGAGAGUUAUUGAACAACUCACACAAGCGAGAGUGGGAUUUGGUCGCUGCGAACUAAGAAUACGAGAUUUGGAAGAACGCCUUCAUCGCCUACACAACUGA
This is a messenger RNA of Haemonchus placei, 1290 nucleotides long. NCBI's taxonomy places the organism in Eukaryota, Metazoa, Nematoda, Chromadorea, Rhabditida, Trichostrongylidae. The record is from the annotation of a GenBank genome assembly.